CUAAAUGUUACAGUCAGUCUUGAUGACCGGUUUGAAGACACUCCGCCAAUUAGUGGAUAUUUUAUCAUCUACCAAUGUAACUCCAUUGACAGGUGCAGUGAUUGUACAAAUACAGCUUGGAAAUGUAAAUGGUGUCAAUACACUAACCAGUCAAUGUGUAUUGACAGUGACGAAAGCUGCAACCCAGUUGUAAACGUUAACAUAUAUCCUUUUAAUUUCAUAAGCCAGCACAGGGUAUUUUUGUUUAUAAGAUCGAAGGACACCUUUCUAUUUCUAUUUGAAAUAAGAAAAAAAAAAAAACAAUUUAGUACAGAAUGCGUUAAAAACUUUUGCAAGAUACUUUUAUAUUUGUCAGAUAUUUUUAUAUUUGUUUCAAAGCUGAAAAUGUGUUGUGCUUUUAAAUAAAAUGUGUUUGUUCAGGGUAUUGCUGUAGAGGCAGAUGAUUGUCCACGUGUCACAAAUUAUAAAAUCGUCUCGGAUGGUGGCAGUGUGCGAGACCCAAGUGGUAUAGUCUACCUUUCUCGACGCAGAAAUUAUGAAAUAAAUAUCAAAGUCACGAAUGUAUCAAAAUCAGGGUCUGAGUUCUACAAAUGCAGGAUUGAAUCAGAUACGCAAACGUUAUGGCUUAACAGUUCACAGCUCAACGAAAAUGGCAGCGUCACUUGUAGAAUUACUAAGGAGGAAAUGUCAACCCUACCAUAUUCUGUAAGUAGGCUCAAGGUAGCCUUACAGUUGGUGUCGGGAGUUUCUCCGAUAGAUGGUGACAAAAUGCCAAUGAUAAUUUAUGCCUGCGAAAAUCUUGUCCAGCCCUCUGAAAACUGUGGACAGUGCAAAUGGUUUACAAGUUACAAACCACAUUUACACUGCAAAUGGAAUGGGACUCAUUGCAGUGACAGAGGAAUUACAAAUGAUACAACAGAAUGCGGAUACCCGGAAAUCAAUAUGGUUCCAGUGGUAACUUCUAUAGAGCCAGCGUUUGGCCCUAUGUCUGGUGGUACAUCUGUUUCAGUAAAUGGAAGACACUUAAAUAUUGGAAGGAAAGCCACAGUUAGAAUAGGCCCUAAGGAAUGCGUUCUGACCACGAGGAAUUUACGUCAAAUUACAUGCAAGACUAAAGAUAUGUUCCUGAAUGAACCUACGCCAUUAGAAGUAGUGGUUGAGAUUGACGGCGCAAGAGUUUUAGGAAAUAUGAGUUUGAAGUACAAUUAUUCCGAAGACCCAUUCAUCAAAAAGAUACACCCUUUGACAAGUUUCGCUAGCGGAGGAAGAACAUUGAUAGUGGAGGGGACAAAUUUGCAUGUAGUAGGAAAACCUAAGAUUUAUGCAGUCUUUGACGUUGAUCCUUGGCGAUAUAGAUAUUUCGAGAUAAAGUCUGAGAUGGAGACUUGUACGAUGGUUGGACAGCCUGGUAGUACUACUUUAAACUGCACUUUCCCUAUAUACUCAUAUAAGAAUAAAACUAAAGAAGAAGAUGGUGCGCCCGCAAGAUUAGGAUUUGAGAUGGACGAUGUGUUAUCUGUCACCGCUUACAACCUUCCCAGUAACAUAGCCGCUGUUCAGUACUUUUCUGAUCCUGUACUAACAAAUUUCACUGAGGACUUGGUCUACAACGGAGGGCGCAUAGCUAUUAAGGGUAAGCUUAAUCGUCACAUGCUGGCAGAGAGCGACUAUGUGAAAGUAUACAUUGGAUGUGAGUUGUGUAAUGAAAUUACGCUAUCUACAAAAGCAAUCGGAUGUGAACCUCCGGUUAACAAGCCUGUUUGUUGGGAAAAUGGAACACAGCCAUUACCUAUAGAUGUGGAAAUUGGUUACUUCCGACAAAGAGUAGGAUUUCUUGUUUACAAAGAAGACACUACUACUCAAUCAAUGAAAACAGAUGCAGAGAUUACAACAGUUGUUUUCACUACAUCAGAUGAUCCAAAUAACAUGAUAACUGCAGUCAUUGUACUUACGGUUCUUGUCGUAGCUGCUGUAAUAGCAAUAGGAAUAAUUAGUCUAAUUUCUUAUCGGAAGAACAGAAAUAGGCGUGGUGGCGAACUUAACACACCUGUGGUGUAUAGAAGAAAUGAAACCGCAGAAUCAAACGUUAACAGAAAUACGUCUGCAGUGUUACACAUUUCAAGAAGAGCAACUACUGUAAUAUACGAUGAUAUUGCUGACGGCGAUAUUGUGAAUGAAUAUCUUGAGCUAUCAGGAGAAGAUCCAACAUACACGGAGGCGGAUGUGUAUAUAGAUCCAUAUCAUAAAACUGACUUUACAAUAGAUCAGGCGGCAAUAAUAAACGACACACCUUUGAGUGACGACCCAGAAAAUAUGCAUUUGCAACCAUUAGAGAAAAGCAGCAGAUCAGGUGUCCCUGGAAUCCAAGAGAAUGUCGACGAGCUUCAGAACGACACUAACGAUGGAAAGGUAAACCCGGCAGAGAGUCAAGAGGGUUUCAAAGACGCGACUGAAGAAUCUAAAUCUACUGAAAAGGAUGACUGGCAAAUUGAUGAUUGUACACCGAACGUCGAUGGAGGAUAUAUACAUCCAGUAUGGAGCCAGGAAUUGCGUGAAAGCAAAUGCGAAAAUAUGCUUGAGACACCGAGAUCGAGUUACGUAGGAAAGUCGAUGGAAACAUCCGACGAAGUGUUAGCCUCAGGACAAGAUGACUGGCAAAUUGAUGAUUGUACACCGAACGUCGAUGGAGGAUAUAUACAUCCAGUAUGGAGCGGGGAAUUGCAAGAAAGCAGAUGCGAAAAUAUGCUUCAGACACCGAGAUCGAGUUACGUAGGAAAGUCGCUGGAAACAUCCGAUGAACGGUUAGACUCAGGACAAGGGCAUACUGUGGACAAUGAUGAUGGAUUUAUUAAUGCAAGUGGAGGCCAGGAAAAGGACCUCGAACUAGCAAAACAUGGAGAGACUUCUGAAUCAGCAGAUAUUAUGUACAAGGAAAAGGAAGAGGAAACAACACUGGAAUAGAUGAUACAAGAACAAGGGAAUGCUGAUUACCCAUAGACCAAAUGACAUGGACCUAAGACUAGAAGAAAGUAAGAAAGUAAAUGUAUGAAGAACAUAUUAAUAAACAAAACUUUGUAUAAUACCUUCAUACGUCAGUAUUAUGCUGGACAUUUCUAUUAGUUGAUUUUUUUUCCUGUUAUGUAUUUAAAGAGUGUGCUAAGAUUUUAUAGAAUGUGUCAUUGAUCGUUUAAUAUCUUUGUUAUUGCUCAAACUUUAUAUUAUAUCAAACAAACAAAUUUCUAACAAGUGAAAUACAUAGACUCUAAUUACUUUUUGUAAUGAAAUAAGAUCAAUCGGAUUUGGAAAUGAAAUUAUUUUUCUUUCUGUUUUUGAAAUUUUGAUUUUCCAAAGCGAAAUAUUAUUGCCACAAAUCUAGAUUUCAAAUUUAUGUUAGAUUCCAGAACCUACUUUGGUGAACGGGUUCAGAAUGAAUAAACACUUUGAAACAGAUGUAAAAAAGGAAUCAGAAGUUAAUUUAAGUUUGCCUCUCGUACAUUCAUAUUACUGGCUAAAUAGACACAAAUAUAAUGUUGAUUGUUGCAUUUGUAUAUAUGUAGUGAAACAUAAUAUUCAAAUUUUACUGAAGUAAGAAGAUUUCAUGUGGACUACCUAAUUCUCCUAAGACAUAAGUCAUAAUAGAUUAUUUUAAAUGAUAUAUGGAAGCUACAUAAUGAGCAGAUUGGAAUAUAGUUGACCACCUGUAUUUUAUUUUUUACUGAAAAUACAGAAAAGACUGAAAAGACUCAAAGCAUAGCCGAAAACCAAUUAAUGAAUUUUAGUCACAUAGACAAAUUGCUACGUAGAUAAAAAGUUGUUCCUCCAAAUGAUCAGUUUUAAUGUGCAAUAAUCAUAUGAAAUUGUCAGCAAAACUAAUGUUAUUUAAUUCUAACACAGUAUCAGGCUUUUCAAUAAAUAAUCAGCACAUUUUCUUGUGAAAAACGGCUGAAAGCAAUAUCCGCUACUGUAUAAAGUGUCAUUAUGGUAUUUUUGUGGUCCAUAAAUUGUAAAUAUUUCCAGUGUAAAUAUAAUAAUUGGUUUGUCUUUGUCAUUAAUUUUGGAAAUUAUCAGUAUAGUUACAAUUUUUGUGACGAUAUAAUAUACAUUGUAAAUAAAAGUUAUAAAAGGAAAUAAAAAAAUAGAAACGAUAAAAAAAUAAUAAAAAAAUAACAAAAAAAUAAAAAAAUAAUUAUAAAAAAUAGAAUGUAAGAAAAGAGUAAUUUGAAUUCAUUUUGAAUUUAUUGAUAUGUUUCCUUACUUUAUGUGUGUCUAUGUGUCUGUAUUUUGAUCUAAAACUUGAUUUGAUUCAGCGAUGCUAACGUAAAAGCGUUUUUUAUUAUUGUCCCCAAGUUGUAAUACAAAUCCAUCACUUUGCAUUUCGCCUUUUCAUUUAUACAUAUUCCAGUUUCAUUUUGGAAAAGUUGUUUUUUUGCUCUUAUAUGUUCAUAUACUUUUAUCAUUUGAUUCUAUUGAUGAUAUUUCGCCCAUGCAUAUGAACGGGCUUCGCUGAGGAAUGUUCUGAUUGAUAUUAUUCUUAAAUACUUGAUAAUGUAAAUAAGGUUUUAUAUUUUUGUCACACAUGCUUUUUAAUUCAAGUAUAAAUUGUGAAAGCUCAAAAGCUGUUUUUCUUAUUUAAAUAAUUUGAAAAUUGACUUAAUUUUAAUUUGCUAAAUUAAGCAUAAAUUCUUGAAAUCUCUUUAGACAGAAGUGACUAAUAACUAUCUGAAUCUACGAAUCUACUAUUAUACUACCGUUUAUAUAUAAACGUUAUUAUUUUUGUUGUGCUCUGUAUCAGUUUGGAUAUUCCCACAAACAUUUCUCGCUUUGUAAAUUGCAGAAACUAACGUCAGUUUUGAAGUCUUACAAUGCAUUUAGACCUAUAUUUCUUUAGAAAGAACUCUCUAAAUCAGCCGAAAAUUGGCACAUUUUAAUUACAUAAUUACAGAUGAAGACGUUGUAUAAUAGCUGUAAAACCCAUGCAAAAUAGUAUCAACAUAUUUAAUGAGAUACAGCUGUAAAACUGGUUACUGCGCAACAAAAAUGAAACUCUACAUCUUUAAAAUAAUACAUCAGUAUUAAAAUGGUAUUGUGCUAAAUGAAAGCACAGUUACAAAGAAGUAAGAAUAAUAUUUCACUUUAUGAAGCAACACUAGCUACAGAAUGAGCAUUUCGGAAUGCCACUGGCCCAGUGUAAGACAUUUUUGUUCGAAGAAUGUCUGUUCUGGAAAAGGUUCAGAACAUUAUCGAAUACAAAUUUUGAAUAUUCUCAGUAUAGUUACAAUUUUUGUGAUGAUAUAAUAUACAUUGUAAAUAAAUAUUGAAAAAUAAAAAAAUAAAGAAAAAAAAAUAAUAAAAAAUAAAAAAAGAAUUAUAAAAGAUAGAAAGUAAGAAAAGAGUAAUUUGAAUUGAUUUUGAAUUUAUUGAUAUGUUUCCUUAUUUUCUGUGUGUCUGUGUCUCUGUAUUUUGAUCUAAAACUUGAUUUGAUUCAGCGAUGACAACUUACAAGCAUUUUUUAUUGUCCUCAUUUGUAAUACAAAUCCAUCAUUUUGCAUUUCGCCUUUCCAUUUAUACAUAUUCCAGUUUCAUUUUGGAAAAGUUGUUUUUGUGCUCUUAUAUGUUCAUAUACUUUAAUCAUUUUAUUUUAUUGAUGAUAUUUCGCCCAUGCAUAUAUACGUGCUUCGCUGAGGAAUGUUCUGCUUGAUAUUAUUCUUAAAUACUUGAUAAUGUAAAUAAGGUUUUAUAUUUUUGUCAUACAUGCUUUCUAAUUCAAGUAUAAAUUGAGAAAGCUCGAAAGCUGUUUUUCUUAUUUAAAUAGUUUCAAAUUGAUUUACUUUUAAUUUGCUAAAUUAAGCAUAAAAUCUUGAAACCUCUAUAGACGGAAGUGACUAAUAAGUAUUUGAAUCUACUAUUAUACUACCGUUUAUAUAUAAGCGUUAUCAUUUUUGGUGUGCUCUGUAUCAGUUUGGAUAUUCCCACAAACAUUUCUCGCUUUGUAAAUUGCAGAAACUACCGUCAGUUUUGAAGACUUACAAUGCAUUCAGACCUAUAUUUCUUUAGAAACAACUCUCUAAAUCAGUUGAAAAUUGGCAAAUUUUAAUUACAUAAUUGCAGAUGAAGACGUUGUUUACCAGCUGUAAAACCCAUGCAAAAUAGUAUCAACAUAUUUAGUGAGAUACAGCUGUAAAACUGGAUAUUCCCAGUAUAGUUACAAUUUUUGUGAUGAUAUAAUAUACAUUGUAAAUAUAAAUUUAAAAAAAAAAAAGAAAUAAAAAAAAAAUAAUAAUAAAAAAGAAUUAUAAAAAAUAGAAGGUAAGAAAAGAAUAAUUUGAAUUAAUUUUGAAUUUAUUGAUAUGUUUCCUUACUUUAUGUGUGUCUGUGUGUCUGUAUUUUGAUCUAAAACUUGAUUUGAUUCAGCGAUGCUAACUUACAAGUAUUUCUUAUUGUUAUCCUCAGUUUGUAAUACAAAUCCAUCAUUUUGCAUUUCGCCUUUUCAUUUAUACAUAUUCCAGUUUCAUUUUGGAAAAGUUGUUUUGUUCUCUUAUAUGUUCAUAUACUUUUAUCAUUUUAUUUUAUUGAUGAUAUUUCGCCCAUGCAUAUGAACGGGCUUCGCUGAGGAAUGUUCUGAUUUAUAUUAUUCUUAAAUACUUGAUAAUGUAAAUAAGGUUUUAUAUUUUUUGUCAUACAUGCUUUCUUAUUCAAGUAUAGAUUGUGAAAGCUCAAAAGCUGUUUUUCUUAUUUAAAUAGUUUCAAAUUGAUUACUUUUAAUUGCUAAAUUAAGCAAAAUAUCUUGAAACCUCUUUAGACAGAAGUGACUAAUAACUAUCUGAAUCUACUAUUAUACUACCGUUUAUAUGUAAACGUUAUUACUUUUGUUGUACUCUGUAUCAGUUUGGAUAUUCCCACAAGCAUGUUUUGAUUUGUAAAUUGCAGAGAUUACCGUCAGUUUUGAAGUCUUACCAAUGCAUUCAGACCUAUAUUUCUUUAGAAACAGUCUCUAAAUCAGUUGAAAAUUGGCACAUUUUAAUUACAUGUUUACAGAUGAAGACGUUGUAUACCAGCUGUAAAACCCAUGCAAAAUAGUAUCAACAUAUUUAAUGAGAUAAACUGGUUACUGCGCAACAAAAAUGGAAUAAUACAUUAAGUAUUAAAAUGGUAUUGUGUUAAAUAAAAGCACAGUUACAAAGAAGUAAGAAUAAUAUUUUACUUUAUGAAGCAACACUAGCUACAGAAUGAGCAUUUCGGAAUGCGACUGGCUUAGUGUAAGACAUUUUUGUUCGAAGAAUGUCUGUUCUGGAAAAUGUUCAGAACAUAUUCGAUUACAAAUUUUGGAUAAACAACAAAAUCAGUCACAAAGACAAAUUGCUAUAUGAAUUAAAGGUCCAUUACUAAAACCCGAACGAGUAUUAUAUGAAAACCAGAGUUUGUAGCUGAUACUUCCUAUUUACUGAAAAUAUGGCUCACUGCAUCAGAUCUGACCAAUCAGUCAUGAAUAUGUUCAAGAAUAACUAACAAAUAAACAAAAAAUGUUGCCUAUGUCAAACCGAAAGUAUGUUUUCCGACUGCUUACGAACCCGUCGAGCAUCUUCGGAUUUUUUCGGAAGAAUCCUCCGAAACGAGGCUAUAAUUUAUAAAUAGAUGUAAAAUAUAUUAUAUGCCCAAACGAUAACGUGAUUUUUACAAACUUAGCACAUGGAAUUCAACAAUUUUGUAAUACACAAAACCUUCAUGAAAAUCAUUCUUAUAAUACAGGUAAUAAACAGCUAUACUACAAGUUUGCGGGAGGACAAUUCAGGCCCUUCCCGAAUAAAAGUGUUUUUACAACUUCGUCUGCAAACUUUUUUCAGUUAAUCUCUUUUCAGUAUAGUUUUAAGAACAUAAAUGAAUAAAUGUCUUACACUGCCGAAACAAAAUGUGAUUGACAUUUACCUGAAUACACUGAUUUAUGUACAUAUGGCUACAUUAAUUUAAUAAGAUUUUAGACAUUAAACACAUUGUCUUGGCCUAAUAUAUGUCACUGUCAAUUUUAAACAUAAAUUUUGUACAUUUCAUAUUUUUCGUGCAAGUCGUGCAUAAUUACCAGCAUGGAAAUACAGUUAUUUUGUCGAGCGUCUUUAAACGGAUAUUCGUUUGAAACAAUUUUAAAAUCACGUGAAAAUCACGUGAUCCCGAAGAAUUUCCGACCGAUUACGGAAAAACGAUAAACAUGAAAGUAGGACAAAAUUACCACCCAUGUCAGUCUAAGAAAUUAUACCUUUAAAUGUUGUGUUCUGGUAUUUGAAUUUUAAUGUUGUGUAUUUUUUACACAUAAACAGACUUUCUAAUAAAUAAGCAGCAAAUAUUCUUUUAGCGAAAAACGGUUGAAAAACAUACUCGCUACUAUUUUACGUGUAACUACGUCUUUUAGUGGUGCGUUUGCAUGAAUUCGGAAUAUUCCCAGUAUAAUUAUGAUCAGUGCACCUAAAUGACAAAGGCGUCCUUUUGGUUUCAAGAAAGCGCAUGCACAAGUGGAUUGAGUAAACAGUAUAUAAAGACUGGCUUACUAUUUAGAUGAUUAGGCAGUUGUUGGAGACAUGCGCUCUCUAGUUCAUUAGUGCAUUUGUAUCAACUAGGAAUAUUCCCAGUAUAAUUAUAACCAUUGGGUUUAUAUCACUUAUUUGAGGGGUGGGGUAUUUUAAUACAGUUAUGAUUUUUGCAUAUAUAUAAAAAAAAAACAUCGAUUGAAAAAAAAGCAAAAAAAAAAUUUAAAUAAAUAAAUAAAAAUAAAAAAUAAAAAAGCAAUAAAAAGACAAAAGAAAAAAUAAAAAUUUUGUGUAAAUAUUUAUGUUUUAUCCAUGUAACAACAUAUCUAGACAGAUAGCUUGUACAUGUUCAUAGCAUUUCAUUUUGUAAAAUUAGACAUUUAAGACUAUAAUUUAAAUUAAUAUCGAAUUUAUUGAUGUGUUUCUUAAUGGUCUGUGUGUAUGUGUGUGUGUAUUUUGAUCGAAACUUGAUUUUAUGUAAAUAUUUGAAAGAGUAUACAUGCAAUAUAUAUCAAUUAUUUUCACUAUUUCCCCUAAAUAUGUAAAUAUUUUUUAUCCUUGUUACAUCAUAUGUAGACAGAUAGCUUAAACAUGUCCAUAUCAUUUCAUUUUGUAAAGUUAGACACGUAAGACUAUAAUUUGAAUUUAUUUUGAAAUUAUUGAUGUAUUUCUUAAUUGUCAAUUUGUGUGUGUAUUUUGAUCGAAAACUUGAUUUUAUGUUAAUAUUUGAAAGGGUAUACAUGCAAUAGCAUAGAUCAAUAUUUUUCAUUAUUUCCCCUUUGUAACUUUCAAUAUCUUGUAAUUUCUGCCCAUGACUGCCUAGUGAUGAGCGAUUCCGAUCAACCUUAUUCAGUCCUUAGCAGUUGUUUGUCAACAUGUUUCAUGCUUACAUAUUAAAUAUUUUCCGGUCAAUCUUUAUGAAACUUAGUCAAAGCGCUUUAGUGCAAAAAAAUGGAAUGAUAAUCAGCAAAUAUUCUUAGAAACGGUUGAAAAAUUUUUUCCUUAUUAUUUUCGAUGCAAGCAUGUCAUUUAUUGGUGCAUUUUAAAUAAUUAAAAAUAUUCCAUGUAUAAAUAUGAUCAUUGGGCUUUUGACACUUAUUAGGGAGAGAUGGGGGUAUUUUCAGUAUAGUUAUGACUUUUGCGUAUAUGAAAGAAUUAGAACAAAACACAAAAAAUGACAUUUGAUGUAAAUACUAUUUUUCCUUGUAUCAUUACAUCUAGACAUAUAGCUUGUACAUGUUUAUAUUAUUGUUUUGUGUAAGAUUAGAUAUUUGAAUUAAUUUUGAAUUCAUUGAAUUGUUUUCCUUUAUUUUCUGUGUGCGUGUAUUUUGAUCGAUAAUUUUCGUUAUUUUCGCUUUGUAACUUUCAAUAUCUUGUGAUGAUUAUUAGUCCUUAGCAGUUGUUUGUCAACAUGUUUUAUGUGUGCACACUAAACGUUUCCUGACCAACCUUGUACAUUGUUACUAAUUAAAAGCAUCACUUCUCCAGCAAAUAUUACGCCAUUUACCUUGAAAGUAAUGAAACAAAGAAUUGGCCCUUAAAUUGGUCAGAUGUGCUAUGUUUCAUCUAGUGUUCAAUGUACAACAAAUACAUGUUAGAUUUUCUUAGCAUAUAAAUCUAGCUUUAAGUCUCAUAUAAUUUUGAUCACGGAAAAAAGAAUAAUAAGUUGCUCUUAAAUGACAAAAAAAAGACAUGUUUCACUUACUUUAAAAUUUACAAUGCACUUGACUUUUUUUCGAGUAAUCAUAAAACAAUCUCGUUGGUUAAUUAAUGCAUGUGUUUUAGACUAUUUGUUCAUUGUCACUAUUGUCACUAUUAGUAAAAUUUUAAUAAUUAAUUCCUUAUAUUAUUAAACUUACGCUUAUUACUGCAAUUUUCGCAACCACUAUACUGGACCUACCAAAGUUUAUCAAAUAAACUUAUACGAUCAAAGUUUAAAACCCUUAAUGCUUAACUUAUGUUCCUGUUUUGAAAGCUAAAGUGAUUAAACUUGAACAAUUUCAACAUUUCUUUUUUUAAUGAUAAUGUCCAUAUAUCCGAGAACUGUUGUUGCUAUUUUGUGCACAUACAUUGAAACCUAACGUGAUAAGACUGAAUUGUCUACUGCAAUCAUGACUUUAUUCUUAGAUGUAACCAUCUACAGACCUAAUAGUACCUUCCUCUCUUCCCGAUGUUUACUUACAAUAAAUCCUUUUUGUCAUUGUCCAUAGUUUGUAAUAAGCAUCAUUCAUUAUGCAUUUCGCUAUUUCCUUUAUACAUAUUCCUCUCCAAUUUUGGAAUGAUUUAUUUGUUUCUUUUUUAUAUAUUUAUAUACAUGUAUUUUCAUUAUCAUAAUUAUAUUGAUAUAAUUGAGCUUAUGCAUAUAAAAGUGCUACCGCUUGCGAAUGUUCUGAUUGUUAUAUUUCUUUAAUACAUGAGAAUAUUAAUGAGAUUCAUUUUUUGUCAUCGAUGAUAUAAGUUUAAAUGCUCAAAAACACUCUUUCUUAAGGUAGUUCUGCACGUUCAAAACUUCGGAAUACACUAAGAAAUUUCAGCAAAUAAAGAAGAUAGGGUCGUCUAUUUGAUUUUCUUGCUAGACUCAUUAUAAACAUUUGGACUUCACGCAAUUUUCAAAACAUGUUUUGCGAAUAGAAACUUUUCUAAAAUGUAGAUUUUGAUAAAACUUCUCCCAAGCCUAAAAUAAAUACAUGACCUUUAAUAUGGUGGAAUAUGAUAUAUAGGUCCAUGUGCUUUUUAGAUAUUUUCAUGAUUAAAGUAAUACGCUCAUUUCAAGCUAAUUUUAAGACAUCAUUUUGAAUUAUUUAAGGUGUCAGAUGUGCUAAUUUUGUAUUUGAACUUCCAGUUUAUCAAACGUGCAGAACUAUCUGCAAUUAUUUCAAAUUGUAUUUUCUAGCUACCAGUGCACAAGUAAACAAAGAUCUAUUCAGACGUUGAAAGUUUCUCAAGCUGCAUGAAAGUGUAAAAUUUAUACGCACUUAACUUGCGACUGUAAAUCUAUAUUACUGUCUUUUUGAGACACGAAGUCAUAUUCCUGUAACUGCCACCACGUUCCACUUAGUAUACAGGUCAUAGAAUUACAAACAGACGUAUUUUUAAUGUUCAGAUAGAAUAGCUGGAUUUUUAAUUAUAUACCAUUCGACAUAUUUAGAUGUGGCUUUUCAUGUAAUAUACAACAUAAAACAUAUAAUCAUAAUUAAAAUUUAUGUAAUUAGAAGUAUGAAAUGAUUAAAUACCGGUACAUUUAAAAAAAAACACAACAUAACUGGAAGCCGAAUAAUUUGUUUAUAUGUUUGUAUAAAUAUAACAUUUAGAUUUAAAGCAUUUCAAAACCAGGGAUAAGCAUUACGACAUGUGCCGCGCCGUGAUGUUUUGGGUCCAAAUGCUGCGUUAUUUAAUUCGAGAACAAGUAAAUUAAAAGUUACUUCACAGAAAUUGGAUUAGUUCAACACGUGUUUGAAUGAGUAGAUACAUUGUUCAUUAAUUCUCUACAAAGACAUGGUAAAUGAAUGAAGAGUUAAACAGUACUUAUCAGACACGUAUUUUAGCAUUGCCGCUUUUACCAUUUCGUUUCGUUAUCAAAUUUAUAUAUUUAUAUAAUUAUGUUAGUAUAAAUAAUGUGUUUACAUCGGAGCUCUAGGGAAGGGUAUGCUGUUGUAUAAAUGAUACUUACUUCCACCAGUAAAGUAACCAACCAAUCAAAACUUAGACCCUUGAAAUAUGUAAAACUUUUCCCCUCCUGCACAUUGGGCGCUGUGAUGAAAAGCAAUGAACCAGUAAACCCUACCGCGACGUGGAGUUUGCAGAGUUCAGCCCUUCAACUGGGAGGGUACGAAUAGUGUACUGGCUUAUACCGUUCAAGUGGGUUAUCGAGUAUAGAGUCGGUCUCUACCCUACCUUAGAGCUAGAAAUACCCUACCCAAGAACUUCUCCAAUAUAUCGUCCUUUGUAUCAACUCGCCAUUUGUAAACGUAGAAGGUCGUGGGGAAGAUGAAAUUAUCAAACAGUAUCUUUACGAUUUAUUUCGAAGGGAUGAUGAAUGACAGUUUCCGAAUUUGCUGGUUAGUAAAUAUUCAUACAAUAUAUAGGUUUUUAAAAAUAUUACUUUAAUUCAUAUCGACUGUUUUUUCCGUAAUUGUUUUCCAAAAUUAUCACAGAAUUAGAAAAAUUAUGACACUAAUGCCAGUUAUACCAUAUCAUAAACUAAGUCUAUUAGGAAGCAAACUUUUUCCUCAACGGUUAUGACUGAUUAUUAGUAGUUCAAUUUAAAUCUGUAUUAAAUCUAGCAUUAGUCUGCCAUAGUGUUUAAGCCAUAUUUAUAUAGUGACUGAUAGGAUUAGUGACUGUUGUAUCACAUCAGUUGUCAGUUUAAAUCACUUAAUUCUUAUUCAUGGCAAAUCCACAUUAUAAACACCAAAGCAUAUUAAGAUGUUUGUUACUACUUUGUAUGGAACAGAUUCUCAAUAGCUGUUCAUGUAAAAUUUGUAUUUCAUCCUUACUUACUGUUUUUUGCAAGCUACUGACGACUUCCACACAUAAAAUAAAUAUCCUUUAAAGACAUUUUGUUUAGAGGACUUUUACUUUUAAAUAUGAAAGUAGAUAGUUUGUGUGUAAAUACGUAUUUUGAAAAACACUUACAGAUAUUCAAACUUAACCCUAACCCCAAGGGGCUAGAGGGCGUGGACGGUGGCAUGCAUUUCCACUACCGUCCAUGAACAGGCUCAAUCAAACCGAGCCUGCAACAUUUUCGUUUUUGCCGUGUUGAUUUUGUACAAAAUAAUGUCAUAAGACUUCGUGCACAGAACAGUUGUGUAUGAUCUCUGUUUGUACACUAGAAAAGGUUAAAAUUUGGAAACAAUUUAUAGGGAAAACAAUAUUGAUGUUAAAAUUUAAAAAAAAAGACAGAGGGAAAGAAAUUUCAUUAACCGCAUGUCGUGUUUGUUAUUUCAAUUUGUAUUUUGACUUAAUACAUUUGUAAGAAGGAAUCUUCAUUAAGAUACUCUGCCCUGUUUUGAUACAGUUAGUCGAAAGCAUGGUGUCCAAAAAGCGGAGAAAUCCAGGUAACAACGGCUGAUUUCUGCUGUCAGAUAACAUAUUGGUACGCGGUCUCUCUGUCAGGUUAGCGAAAAACUCAACUUUUCGAGAAAAUCGCAUUUGGACCUAAAAUAUCAUGCCCUGCUACAAAUUUCAGUUGAUGGAAUUUUAGAUACAAAUGUCUUGUAUAUGUUUAAGGGAGUUAAUCACACGUAUAUCCGAAUGCUAUGUCAGAUAUAUAAAUUUAUGCUCUUCUAAUAAGUAACCUUUCAUCACAAAUGUAUUCAGUUUGUAUGUGAAAUAACUAGAUGCAUGCUGAUUUUGUUACUGUCAUCAUUUAUGUUUUCAAAUGUUAUAUUGUAAUUGGCCUGACAAAGCUUUUUUAAUUGCUUGAGUACACUUCAUGAGUGUCUAUCGUUACAUGAUGUCGGAAACGUUUGAAAGGAUCAGUUCAACAGCAGCUGCACUAUUAUUGACCAUGAUUCUGUGAAACUUCGAAUAUCAUAACUUGCUGUCACACUGGAUAGAAUAUUUCAUUGGCCCCAGCUAUGUGAUUGUUAGGACACUGAAGUGUGAUUCCUGCAAUUAAUGACACUUUUACAAUUGCAGACGUGCACUGAAGUUAUGGACUUGAACAAAUAUCUGUUAAUAUAUGUUUCACAUUUACAGGAUCAGAUAAAAAAGUAGUUUUUGUGCAAGAAUAAAAUAUAACGUUUUUGAAAAUCACACACACCAAAGGCAAUAGUUUUACCUUUUAUUUACUCUCACUGUAGAUAUACCUGUAGAUACUAUUGUCUCAUUCAUUUGUCAGCUACACAUGCUUUAUGUUGAUCUAUGGAAAUUUUAUCAUACAGCAUUGGUAAAGGGAAACAAAUCCUACACAAAUACAAAACAUACUACGUAAAGUACCUUGUCUAGCUUGACAUGCAUACCACUGUUGUGUUGAGGCUUCCUGUUACGCAUAUCGAGAAAGGCAGUUACAACCUUAAUAAAAAGAUUAUAAAACUGAUAUAUAUAGAUUUCAGUACAAUAAUGUUUAUAACAAGGAUGGUGUUGUAGUUUCUCACCUCUUAAUCAUAUUCAGUCCAUAGUAUUAUACUGCUACUGUUAAUUACGAACAGUGUUAACUUUCGGUGGAUUUUACGGAAGGGCAAGUCGGAAAAAGUAUAGCAAAUGCUUAACAACUAUGUUGGUACUCGAAAAAAAUGAACAAAAACAACAAACUUACCAAACAACAUAACAAGACGCAUCAAAUUCAAGACAAAUAAAACUCCCUUAAAUGUCGAGGUCACAUUAUGACGUCAAACGUUUUAUGUUAUUCUUCCUUUUCACUAUAUUGCUGAAAUGUUCAUGUCUGCAUAGAGUUUCAUAUAAUUUGGCACAAAAAAAAAUCAAGUAACAAGUCACGUGUCAUGUUUAAGACCAAUUCACCAAAAUUAAGGUCACGUUCACGUACUGUAUAUUAUUUUUCAUUCCCGGUCUAUAACUUAAUUAUGAAUGAAUAUUCAAGUACUUUAGCAUUCACCUUCUUCAUAGCUGAGCAAAACGCCACGUGCUAGGGCUAAUCCAUAGCGUUUAGGUCAAUGUCACCCUUAUAAAUCAAGUUUUAUGUCAAUAACUUUUGCAUAAAUAGAUAAAUAUAUUUUUUUGCACAUAUAUUCAACAUUCCCUCGGGACGGGUGCUUGUAAGACCUAUACCCCUAGCUAAGUGGUCAAUGUUGCAUAUAAAGGUAAAUGAUUUAACAUCUUUCCUUGUUCCGUCUAUAUCUUUGUUUUCUGUAUUAUACCUAGAUGGAUACAAAUUCGGCAACAUCAAUAAACAUAGGACGAUGAGUCAUAUACAAGAUUUGGACCACUACCUCCAAAGCCAGAAUCCAACUUCGAGGUCAAAGGAUUGAUGCCAUAUCUUUUGUCUGGUCAGCAAAUUUUAGAAACAAUGAAGGCUAUAUUAAUUGCUUUGUACAAAUUUUUAAUGUAAUUAAACAAUGUGACAUUUAAUCUCUUACAGGUGAAACAAAUAUCAACAGAUAUUUUUCCAAGUCCAUAGCCUCAUUGUUUAUUCUCUAUUUUGAACAAAAUUCACUCUAAUUGGAAGUUGUUUGUUUUAAAUGGUAUGCCGUGAUAUGUGUACUAUAGUAUGCUCUUUGACAUUUAUAACUGUCUCACGUCUUUUUAAUUUGAAUUUAAAACAUGCUAAAAUCGUCGAAGAUAUUGAAAGUACGCUUGACAAAACAUAUGUAAGUGAACAUUUCCUAUAAUUACAAAAAAAAUGUUUCUUUUUUUUUCUUUUAAAUAGAUUUGGUCAGGGAGUGUAUACCUAUUUACAUUUGAAGUAAAAGCAGAUUUCGUUCUAAAUUAAGUGAUGGUUACAGAUCUUUCAUUAUCGGUUAUUUCGAAAUAUAGCAUGAUAAACGGGUCGCUGAUUAUUUCUUUUAUAAAAAAAAGCUUUGUCGACAGGUUCCAAUGUACACUUUGUCUUCCAUUAGUUUAAACAUUAUAUAAAUGAUUAUGAGUUACUGUAGGGUAUGUUUCACUUAAUUCCUCAUCAUCUCUAUUCGUAAUUGAAUAACAUAAUGUUUAAUAUAUAUUAAGAUAGUGUCCAUUUUUCAGCCAUGAAUGAGCCCUGAUAUCGGUCGAACUGGCUUAAUCAGUAAGGAGUUGCCAAUAUGAUUAUACAAUCAUAUUAUAGGAAGUUGAUAUUGGUACAAAAAAUUCUUUAUUGGCCGAGAUUAAUCAACAUUUUGCCAACUUUAUCGUCUAAUUUCUUCUAAAGUAGUAUUGAGAAAGUAUUACUAAGUUAAUUGAUAAAGUUACUUACAUACGAAAUUUAUAGAUCUCGAUUUUAUAAUUCAAAAGUGUUAAAGAAUUUAUCAUUCUACACGAAUAACACGUUUUUUUAAUAUCAUUUUAAGGACGAUUGUUUAUACUUAUUAUAAUACCUUUAUAUGUGUAUCUGAGCUAAAAUUAUUUGACAGUUUAAAGCUUCUGGCCUCCAGAUCGAACGAUAACAAGAUAUAUAGAUACUAAUACUAUAUUUCUUAAGAAUGCUUUGAGACUUAAUUUCUGACAGACUAAAGGCUAUUGAAACACAUGAAAAUUAGUUGUUUUUACUAAUCUUAACGUUGGAAAUUAACGUUUUUCUCAGUUAAGCUAUGUUUAACGAUCUUAUCACACACAUUUCUCCGUGGUAUAUUAUUCAAGACCGCGGGAAAGGUUUAUAUUACCGCGUCGGCCCGGGUUGUAUUCCGGCAUUUUUUCUUGAUUUGCAUUUUUCAGAUAGUUUAAAAACGAAAAACUCGUAUUCUGAUGUUUAUAAAAAUAAAUCUGAUCAAACUUCAAUUUAAAAGAGGAAUCAUUUUAAGCAAACAUCUGGAGGUCAGUGCCUUAAAACAAUGAAUAAAACCAUAUCUUUUAAAAUGACAUUUAUUUUAGACUUUUACACUAUACCAGGGUUAUCCACAGGCCCUUUUAGCGAGGUUUUCUAUCCAGUUAAAUGUCCCAUUGCCCGGCUAUAACAAUUUCGAUAAACAAAUUGACACAUUAACAAUUUAUCACCAGCAAUCAUAACCAGCCGAUAAUUCCCUGUUUUGAUCAUGCCCUGGGGCAUAAUAGAUAAAGUGUUAUAGUUAAAUUGUACUUUAAUGUUCAUGCACGACAAUUUGUUUUGCAAACCACGUUUUAUGUCGACGGAAAUACAACGUGUUCAAAUACUUGUAUAUAGCAAACAAAGUUCUAUAUUGCAUGUUAUCAAUUUUGACAUCAAUCAAAACGAAAUCUUUCAGAAGAAAUUAACACAUUUGUAAAGUUGAAACCAAUGCAGCGUUGUUGUACCAUUAUAUUGUCUGUUCCGUAACCAGAAAGUAGUAGCUAGGCUAUUUUAAUCAAAAUACUUGCAAAACGUGCAAAAAUCGGCAAAAUUCGUACACAGUACUGUAUGGUAUUUCGGACGACACACAUUCAAAUAAGUCAAUAUACAGUAUCAGAGAAGGUAGAAAGUUGCAAUUAUUCGAUAGAUUACCUUCACUUCAAAUAUUCUUUCAUGAAAUGAGCUUCAGAUUCAAUUAAAAUACGAAACACAGAAUUAUUGAUAGGUGUGUUUGACACUGUCAAAUAGAUUGGCAUUGUUUCCUCAUAUAACUGCUAUGUUUGUAUGAAAACCUAGUUAAUGCAAGAAAAUUUUUCAAUACAUGGUCUCUUUUAUUCCGAACUUAAAAGAAAAUCAAGUAGAAAAUAUAAGAUAAAGAUUCUUGCAUUGAUUACUUAAGGUACCUUAGACAAAUAUAUAUGUUUUACAUUUUCAUAAGUUGUUUCACAUCAUUCUGCUUUUCUAUCAGCUUAAUUUACUUAAAUGAAUAAUAUGCUUAUUGCGAUAUACCGCUAAAAGGUGUACCCGGAUAUAAUUCCGCAGAGCCUGGCUUUAACAAAAUCCUGGUGAUAACCCUGCUAUACAUAACUAGCAUGAUAUUAAAAUGUAACGUAUAGUUUUGGAAUCAGUCAUUGUCUGACAGUUUAUUGAUAUACUGAACAGCAAAAGAAACUAUCCAGAUGUAUAACGGGUAUAUUUUGAAAUAAAAAAAAAAUUAAACUGUUUCUUCAUUGACAAAAUUACACUUGAAGAUCCUCACGUGAUAAAUUCUUAAAGAUCAAUCAACCGUGAAGUCGGUAAUCCCACAAUAGCCGUUUGAAAGACUAUAUCUUCUGCGCGUCAAUUGCAGUGUAAUUUCCCAAUUGGGCGCUCGCGCUUAAUUUGAUUCAAUCGUGCAGUGCAACCAACAAUAUUUUUUAAACUUUAUGUUGUUUUCCGAGUUUACCAAUUAUCAGUAUUUCCAAUGACAAUAAAAUUUCACAAAGAAAAUUGUUAAUUACAGGCGCACAUGAAUUUCGUGCAAAGCGGCUAUUUUGGGACUACUGAUUUCACGGUUAAUUGACUUUUUAAAAUUUUACACGUUAAGUUCUUCAAGUGUAAUGUGAUAUGACAAAUACAAUUGAUUUUUAAAAACAACAUUUUUAAAUAAAAAAUACCUCAGUUAUAAAACUGGAUAGUUUCUUUUGCUGUUCAGUAUUCAGAUAUAGGAACUUAUAAAUGAAAGUAUUAUUUUACGUUUAACAACUGACAUCAAUCUGGAGUAUGCCCGUUUGAUUUAUUUUUUGAAAACCAUUGUUGAAUACUAACAUGUGCUAUAUCACAUAAUACAGUGUAGCCGUUAUAUUUAUAUCAGUGUAAUAAAAUAUUAUCCUUA
Messenger RNA from Mercenaria mercenaria, 18787 nucleotides. RefSeq lists its product as uncharacterized. The coding region runs from base 685 to 2961 and encodes 758 amino acids. Lineage: Eukaryota; Metazoa; Mollusca; Bivalvia; Venerida; Veneridae. Gene Ontology annotation, molecular function: semaphorin receptor activity. The record is from RefSeq and is a predicted model, not a curated record. Gene Ontology annotation, cellular component: semaphorin receptor complex. Gene Ontology annotation, biological process: negative regulation of cell adhesion; regulation of cell migration; regulation of GTPase activity. The transcript has 18 exons.